AUGCCGCCGAAGUUUGACCCAUCCCAGGUAGUCGACGUCUUCGUCCGCGUUACCGGUGGAGAGGUUGGCGCGGCGAGUUCUCUUGCUCCCAAGAUCGGUCCCCUCGGUCUCUCCCCCAAGAAGAUCGGAGAAGACAUCGCCAAGGAAACCGCAAAAGACUGGAAGGGCCUAAGAGUCACCGUCAAGCUCACCGUGCAGAACCGUCAGGCUAAAGUCACGGUUGUUCCCUCAGCUGCUGCGCUCGUCAUCAAGGCCCUGAAGGAGCCCGAACGCGACCGGAAGAAGACCAAAAAUAUCAAACACAAUGGAAACAUAUCGCUCGAUGAUGUCAUCGAGAUCGCUAGGGUUAUGAGGCCGAGGUCCAUGGCGAAGGACCUUAGCGGCUCGAUUAAGGAGAUUCUUGGGACCUGUGUCUCCGUCGGAUGCACUGUUGAUGGAAAGGAUCCUAAAGACUUGCAGCAGGAAAUCACCGAUGGUGAUGUUGAGGUCCCUCUCGAUUGA
Sphenostylis stenocarpa is the source of this 501-nucleotide messenger RNA. The record is from the annotation of a GenBank genome assembly. Lineage: Eukaryota; Viridiplantae; Streptophyta; Magnoliopsida; Fabales; Fabaceae.